CUGUGCGUGAGAGAGUACACAGCCCCGCGUAAUUCGUGCUUUCGACAGUAACUCCCUGUGUACAAUAGGAGUGUGCACCUUUGAAAAAAUCAAAUAUUUACUCCAAUAAUUGGAAGAAAUUUGAAUAAAAAACCUGUAACAAAACAAGUUAUGAAGAAGUUGUCUAAGCCAUGAGAUGAGGAUGGACGAAGAUGCCCUCCUCGCAAAGAUACUUAAUGAGUCUCAUGCGUUCACAAAAGAGGAACUCGAAUGUUUGGUGGCCCAGGGACUCGAGGAAGAACACCGCACCCAACAGACCCGUCCUCCGCUCCUGUGUCACCGUACAUGGGACAAGCUGCUGUGUUGGCCCCCUACCCAACCCGGUACCCUUGCACGACUUCCCUGCUUCGCCGAACUCAACGGGAUUCAGUACGAUACUACCAAGAAUGCAAGCAGAUGGUGCCACGAGUCUGGGGAUUGGGACAAUUAUAGCGACUACACGGCUUGCAGCAACCUCAUGGAUAUGGGGGAGGAGCUGCAGGAGGGACAGGGCAUCGAGGUGUCCACCAUCCUCUACUUUGGCGGUCACACCAUGUCUCUGGUGGCUCUCGGUGUGGCAGUCUGGAUAUUCGUAUACUUCAAGGACCUGCGGUGCCUCAGGAACACAAUCCACACCAAUCUCAUGUUCACUUACAUCCUGGCUGACUUCAUGUGGAUUGUCACUAUCAUAGUACAGAUGACUGUACAGAUGGAUCUAACUGCCUGUGUUUUGCUCAUUCUUCUUCUCCAUUACUGUUACCUAACAAACUUCUUCUGGAUGUUGGUUGAAGGUCUGUACCUGUACACACUUGUUGUCGUAACGUUCACAAGGGAUAACAUCAAACUUAGAGCUUACGUCAUCAUCGGUUGGGGUAUCCCGGUGGUGGUAGUCUCUGUCUGGGGUAUUGUAAAAAGUUUAACGAGCGUCGAGGUCGACCCUCAGGUCCAGAGCCGCUACGCAAACUGCCCCUGGAUGACCCCUCACCCCUACGACUGGAUCUACCAGGCCCCUGUGGCUGCCGUACUUGCCAUUAACCUGCUCUUCCUCUGCAUGAUUAUGUGGGUGCUGAUCACGAAGCUGCGCUCAGCAAACACACUAGAGACUCAGCAGUACCGAAAGGCUACCAAAGCUUUACUGGUGCUGAUUCCACUGCUGGGUAUCACUUAUAUCCUCGUCAUCGCAGGACCUUCCACAGGACUGUCUGCGAACAUCCACGCCUACGUUCGAGCUGUUCUUAUAUCUACCCAGGGUUUCACUGUCGCCCUAUUCUAUUGCUUCCUCAAUUCUGAAGUACAGAACACCGUAAGACACCAUAUAGACACGUGGAGGGAGGCCAGGGACUUGGGGAUGGGCAGGAGGUUCACCUAUACCAAGGACUGGUCACCUAACACUAGGACCGAGAGUAUCAGACUUUGCAACACCAAGGGCACCAGCAAGAAGAAGUUUCGCAAGCGUCAGAUGUCUGUGAGCGAGGCGACCACGAUGACCGUAGUGGGUGGAGUGCUCAACAAGGACGCUAUUUCCAGAACCAAUAAUGGGUCUACGGGUCAUGGUGUGCACACCACUGUCAUUGCCAACUAUGAAAGUAUGGAAGAACACGCGGUCUAGCAGAGGGCAGGGCCCUCUGGAAGUGUGAAGGGCUACGGGGUGGUCAAGUCCAACAGAAGAUACUCCAAAAGAUAAGGGAGAGAGAGUUCGCAGAUGGGGCUGAGUCGCAACGAAAUGUGAAGUGAGAGUUAGAACAUCAGAGAAUAUGAACCGGUUAUAUUCGUUAUUGUCCUAUAAUAUGUGCGUACGUCUGUUGAAAAUUAUGUGACUUUUAAAAUUAUUGAGCGAUUCUUUAACAGUACUGUACCAAUACAUUUAUUCUCUUAAUCUAUUUACUUUUUCAUACGAAUAUAACUAAUCAAGUCAUGCAGUUUGAUUUAAAGUACGUGUUGUGUAUCGUAAAGUAAAAUAUAGGUCAAAAAUUAAAAAACAACAAUUCAGGUAUAUUAAACUUAUAAUUAAAGUUUGACAACUAUUAUUUAAUAACAAUGUUUGGUUACGAGAGUGUAAAAUUAAGUGAAUGUUACUUUAAUCAAAAGAAAUUACAAUUUUAACUAAACACUAUCUGUUAAUUCAAUAUUUUUUAAUACAACAAGUACAUGAUUAAUAGUACAGUUUCUUCUUUUGUAAAAUAAAAAGAACCAAAUAUUCAUCUAAACUAAAAUAUUUUUUUAGUUUUUGUAUAUGAACAGAUUUUGUGUUUCUGGCAUUAAUAUUAUGUUAGAUAAAUAACCAUUUUUGCAUAUAAAUUCAAAAAGCUUCAAAAAUAUUCUUACACAAUCUUUGCUCAGUAAAGUAUCUAUCGUUUAUAUUAAGUGAUAUCUGACGGGUUAUUACUUGCUUUUAACUAUGAUUACCUCUAUAAAUAAAAAAGAACACAAUUUACUCAAAAUCUAUGUUGCAAUGAAUGGUCCAAAAUAUUAUCGGCAACCUUACUUCACCGAAAUUAUUUAUUAAACUAGAAAAGUGACUAAAAUGAGUUUAAAAACGUUAAGAAACACGUAUUAGAAUAGAGGUAAAUGUACUAUGGAGUUGGGAGAAUUAUAAUUAUUUGAAAAUUAUUAAAACAUUUACUUUUAAGGUUAUUUAGCAAAUAUAAUUUAGAGCCUACUCAUUCAGAGAUCUCUGUGGGUGUUAUACCAUUAUUAAAUUUAAAAAACCUCAUAAAUGAAAUAGUAGUUAAAUGGGCUGAGAUUAUUACUUCCUAAAGUAGCAGGUUCUUUGGCUCAUUCGCAACCCCCUGAGUUUAACGAAAGAAAAACAUUCCUCAAAAUAGUAUCUUCAUUAAAAUAUUAAAAUUAUAGAUGAUUCUGCCACAAAUAGUUGAAAGAACUAAGAAUAUCACAGAAUUAAAUGUUUGGUGAAAGCAAGUCCUAACGAGAUACACGGACCUAUACUGAAUAUCGGCUAGAUUUAUUUCCCCCGUACUUGAUAACUAUUUUGAAAUGAAGGAGAAACAUAGUCUACGACUUGUACAGUCAAUUCGUCUAACCAAACAACUAAAGUGUGCUCUAAAUGGGUGCCCUGCGUAACUCGUAAACAUUACAAAAUAUGUUACUUAAUACUUAUUUAUAAUGACCGUGAAAUAAAAAUUAAAGUUGGUUAUUUAUUGUGAAACAUGCUAUCGUAAAUUGCUGGAAAUGAUCUUCUAAUCACUUUGAUAAAUAUUAGAGUGUUUAAUCUGAUUGCUUGCUGUUUAUAAAUUCUCUAAAAGCUUUUGAAAACUAAGUCUAUUUACUUUUUUUACCUACUUUGUAUGAAUUGAAGAAUUAUGUAAUAAAGCCAUACUUGACUGACCCCCACUUCAGUAAUGUGUAUAAGAAUUAUAAUUAAGGUUUUAUAACACUCAAAUAUGAUCAAUAUAAAUUCAGUGUAAAUAUUUAAGUACUGUUUAUACCACCCUUACCAAUACUCAUGAAAGAUAUGUUGUUUUGUAAUAAAAUGUUCUAACAUA
Molecule: messenger RNA, 3521 nt
Organism: Homalodisca vitripennis (glassy-winged sharpshooter)
Lineage: Eukaryota; Metazoa; Arthropoda; Insecta; Hemiptera; Cicadellidae
Product: diuretic hormone receptor-like
Exons: 13
Coding region: 176-1627 (483 amino acids)
Biological process (GO): adenylate cyclase-modulating G protein-coupled receptor signaling pathway; cell surface receptor signaling pathway
Cellular component (GO): plasma membrane
Molecular function (GO): peptide hormone binding; diuretic hormone receptor activity; G protein-coupled peptide receptor activity
Source: RefSeq, a predicted model, not a curated record